Molecule: messenger RNA, 1990 nt
Organism: Rhodamnia argentea
Lineage: Eukaryota; Viridiplantae; Streptophyta; Magnoliopsida; Myrtales; Myrtaceae
Product: probable xyloglucan galactosyltransferase GT17
Exons: 1
Coding region: 375-1826 (483 amino acids)
Molecular function (GO): glycosyltransferase activity
Source: RefSeq, a predicted model, not a curated record
AAUAUUGGGAGAACACAAGGGCCCCUCCCUCUCCCCCCACAAGACUUGGCAACUUUAUGUACGACUUAAAUGGCAUCGAACCCCCCCCCCAAACAGAUGGGAACCUCUCGUGAAUGUCAUCUCACUUUUGGAACCAUUAUUCCCAACGACCACCAAUUUAUAUUUUCUUUUAUUCAUUAAAACCCACAAAAAAAAAAAAUUGGAAUUACGAUAAAUUAUUAUUUUAUUUUUCUCUUCCCCGGUUCAUGUGUGUCGGUCGGUCUUGCCUUCCAGUUGACUUUGACAUCCUCAAAAUCCAGCACCCUUCUUCCCUCCAAGGCCCCACCGUUCUUCUCCGUCUCUCUCUCUCUCUCUCUCUCUGAAGAUUGAAGAAGAUGAUGUUGAGGAAGCUGAGAUAUGCGCUGCCGUGGACGGCGGCGGACAAGGCCAAAUCCUCCUCCAAACACCACAAAGAUCAGACGACCUCCAAGCUCAAGCCCGCUCUCUUCCUCUCUUCCUUCUUCGCUCUCUGGUUCCUCCUCCUCUACUUCCGCUUCGAUCCCCUCCCCACCCGCCCUUCGCAACCUCCCGCCUUCAACCUCACUCUUACCAUCACCGAAACCCCCUCGUGCCCCUCACGCGCCGCCGUCUACGUCCACCCACUCCCCGCCAAGUUCAACUCCGACCUCCUCCUCCGCUGCCGCUCCCUCAACAUGUACAUCGACAUGUGCCCUCACGUCUCCAACCGCGGCCUCGGCCUCCCCAUCCCCUCCGUCGCCGGCGCGUCCGGCGAAGGCGGCGACCGCUGGUUCGCUACCCACCAGUUCAUCGCCGAGAUGAUCUUCCACGCGCGCCUCGAGAACCACCCGUGCCGCGUCCGCGACCCCGCCCGCGCCAAUCUCUUCUACGUCCCCUUCUACGCUGGCCUCCACGCGUCCAGCAUGUUCCGCGAGCGCAGCCUUCCGUCCCGAGACGCCCUUGCCGUGGAACUCGCCGAGCACGUGCAGUCCCUCCCCACAUGGCGGCGGCGCGGCGGGCGGGACCACUUCCUCGUCCUGGGUCGGACAGCCUGGGACUUCCUCCGGCUCUCGAACCAGGGCCCGGACUUCGGGGCGAACUCUCUCCUGGACCUCCCGGCCGUCAGGAACAUGUCGGUCCUGACGGUCGAGCGGCAGCCCUGGACCGGAUCCAACCAGCAUGGUAUCCCGUACCCGUCCUACUUCCAUCCCGCCACUUCAGCCGAGAUGCUGGCUUGGCAGAACCACGUGAGCGAGUCCGAUCGGCCGCACCUGUUCUCCUUCAUUGGCGGGCCGCGGAAGGGCUCGGGCAUGGCGGCAAUAAGAGACGACCUCAUCCGUCAAUGCGGCGAGUCGGCCCGGUGCGAGCUCGUGGUUUGCGAGCCGGCGUCCCCCGCCGCUUGCCACAAGCCGGGGCGGGUGCUCGGCGUCAUGGCGGCAUCGAGGUUCUGCCUGCAGGCCCCGGGGGACUCGUUCACGAGGCGGUCCACGUUCGACGCUGUGCUCGCGGGCUGCGUGCCCGUGUUCUUCUCGCCGCACACGGCGUACACGCAGUACCAUUGGUACUUCCCGGCGGACCCGAGCGAGUACUCGGUGUUCAUCGACGUCGGGGAGGGGGAGAAGAGGCUUGCGGUGGAGAUAGAGAAGGUGCUCGCCGAGAUCCCGCUGGAGAAGGCGGACAGGAUGCGGCGGAGGGUGAUCGAGCUGAUACCGAAGAUCACCUACGCGCAUCCGAACGCGACGGAGCUGGGGUUUCGAGACGCGGUCGACGUCUCCCUCGACGCCUUGCUAGAGCAUAUGGAGUCCAAGCUAGAGAAGACCCAAGUUUAAUUAUCGAUUUUUAUCAAUAAUUCUUUCCUACGUUUAAUUAUUGAUUUCUAUCAAUAAUUUUUUUUUCUCAUUUUCGUAAUUCAUUUUAAUUCUUUUUUUUUUUUAACAUUGUGUUGAUCAUUGAUGUGAUGUAAUGACAUUUGUCACGAUCAGUGUUAAUAGCA